GAAGGCGGAGGAGGAGGAGGAGGAGGAGGAGGAGGAGGAGGAGCGCGGCCUGGUCCCCUCCGGGCCACUCGCCCGCCCGGGGUGACAGGGUGACGGCGGCGGCGGCGGCGGCACGACGGGCCAUGGUGCCCUGCCUGAGCUCCUUGGCCACAUCCUCCCCCUCAACAGUCUUCCCCUCGACUGGCUCAUCUUCCAUGACUCCUCCUCAGGCCAGAAGCACAGAUAACCUGGAUGGUCCAGGCGAGGGGCCUGUACAGCCCCUGCCCCCUUCGGGGGGCUCUAACGUGAAGGGGAAACCUGGCAAAAGCAGGAUCUCCGCCCCGCGUGGUCCUUUUCCCCGUCUGGCUGACUGUGCCCAUUUCCACUAUGAGAAUGUCGAUUUUGGCCACAUUCAGCUGCUGCUAUCUCCAGAUCGUGAAGGUGCCAAUCUUCCUGGUGAUAAUGAGCUGGUGUUUGGAGUCCAAGUGACCUGUCAGGGCCGGUCCUGGCCUGUUCUCCGAAGCUAUGAGGAUUUCCGCUCCCUGGAUGGCCAUCUUCAUCGAUGUAUCUUUGACGGUCGGUUCUCUCGACUUCCAGAACUUCCUCCAGCUCCUGAGGGCUCCCGGAACCAGCUAUUAGUGCCGCUGCUCCUACAGUAUCUGGAAACCCUCUCUGGACUGGUGGACAGUAACCUCAACUGUGGUCCUGUGCUUACCUGGAUGGAACUGGAUAACCAUGGCCGGCGGCUGCUACUCAGUGAGGAGGCCUCCCUGAACAUUCCCGCGGUGGCCGCUGCACAUGUGGUCAAACGGUACACAGCCCAGGCCCCAGAUGAACUGUCCUUUGAGGUUGGCGACAUUGUCUCUGUGAUUGACAUGCCACCCACAGAGGACCGAAGCUGGUGGCGUGGAAAACACGGAUUCCAGGUUGGUUUCUUCCCUAGCGAGUGUGUGGAGCUAUUCACUGAACGACCGGGCCUGGGGGUCAAAGCUGAUCCUGAUGGCCCCACAUCCAGCAUCCCGGCUCCCCUAAGGGAGGGCCCUCCCUCUCUAACGUCAGUGCCCCGCCCCCGAGGAAAGCUUGCAGGCCUCCUCCGCUCUUUCAUCCGCUCCCGCCCAUCUCGGCAGCGGCUCAGACAGCGGGGCAUCCUGCGGCAGCGCGUCUUUGGCUGUGACCUUGGGGAGCAUCUCAGCAACUCCGGCCAAGAUGUUCCCCAGGUCCUGCGCUGCUGCUCAGAGUUCAUCGAGGCCCAUGGGAUCGUGGAUGGGAUCUACCGCCUCUCAGGGGUUUCUUCCAACAUCCAGAAACUGAGGCAUGAGUUUGACAGCGAGCGGAUCCCUGAGCUGAGCGGCCCAGCCUUUCUCCAGGACAUCCACAGUGUCUCCUCCCUUUGCAAGCUCUACUUUCGAGAGCUGCCUAACCCUCUGCUCACCUACCAGCUCUACGGGAAGUUCAGUGAGGCCAUGUCUGUGCCUGGGGAGGAGGAACGGCUGGUUCGGGUUCAUGAUGUCAUCCAGCAACUGCCCCCGCCUCAUUACCGGACCCUGGAGUACCUGCUCCGACACCUCUCGCGGAUGGCCCAACACAGCGCCAACACCAGCAUGCAUGCCCGAAACCUGGCCAUCGUGUGGGCCCCCAAUCUGCUCCGGUCAAUGGAGCUGGAGUCAGUAGGGCUUGGGGGCGCUGCUGCGUUCCGAGAGGUUCGGGUCCAGUCCGUUGUGGUGGAGUUUCUUCUCAGCCAUGUGGAUGUCUUAUUCAGUGACACAUUCGCCUCAGCAGGGCUAGAUCCUGCAGGUCGCUGUCUCCUCUCCAGGCCCAAGUCUCUUGUGGGUAGUGGACCCUCCACUCGUCUCCUCUCCCUAGAGGAAGCUCAAGCUCGGUCCCAGGGUCGGCUAUCUGGGCAGGGGGCCAAGGCUCCUACUUCACCUGAAGACCAGAGGAAGGGUGUCAUUGGAGAGAAGCGGAGAAAACCAGGGGGCAGCAGCUGGAAAACUUUCUUUGCCCUGGGCAGAGGCCCCUCUGCGGUCCGGAAGAAGCCCUUGCCCUGGCGUGGAGCUGGCCAAGGGUCCCAGCCGCCCCCCGGUGGCCCGGUGGAAGCAGCCCCAUUAAGAUCAGCCAAGAGUGAGGAGUCACUGUCAUCCCAGGCCAGCGGAGCUGGCCUCCAGAGGCUGCACCGGCUGCGCAGGCCCCGCUCCAGCAGCGAUGCUUUCCCUGUGGUCCCUGGCCUGGCCGGCUCCUGUGAGAGUCUCUCUUCCACCACAUCGUCUUCGUCCUCCGGCAGCACCUCGUCUGUGGGCAGCGGGGAGCUGCUGGGCUCUCCCCCACACCGUGUCUCGGCCUGGCUGGACGACGGAGAUGACCUGGACUUUAGCCCUCCUCAGUGUCUGGAGGGGCUGAGAGGCCUCGACUUUGAUCCUCUCACUUUCCGGUGCAGCAGCCCCACGCCUGGGGACCCUGCUCCUCCUGCCAGUCCGGCCCCCCCAGCCCCUGCUGGCUCCUUCGCACACAGAGCCACCCCCCCUCCUCGCUCUCCUCGAGGCCCAGCAAGCCCUGUGCCACCCAUUGCCCUGGAUAUCUCAGAGCCUGUGGCGGUUUCUGUGCCUCCUGCUGUACUGGAGCUGCUGGGGGGUGCUACCCCGAACACCCCAUCCCCUCCACCCGCUGCCCCUGCUCCCCACCUCCUCCCCCUCCUGCUGCGCAGUGUUGAAUCUGAGCUGAGUGACAGCUGCCAGAGGGAAAUCCGGAGCAAAUUGUCCUUAACCAGCCAGAGAGACCUCCAAGGGUCACCGAGUCCUGUGCCUGGGUUUGAGUCCCCACCUCUGCCCAUGCCCUUGUCUCUCCUUCGCCCCGGAGGGGCCCCUCCUCCACCUCCCAAGAACCCAGCCAGGUUGAUGGCCCUUGCUUUGGCAGAGCGGGCUCAGAGGGCGGCCCAGCGUCAGCGCCAGCAGGAGAUGGGGGGCACAGUCCCACCCAUACCUCGAUCUCCCUUCCGACGGUCCCUGUCCCUGGAAGGGGGUGGGGAAGCUCCUGGGGCCGGGGGCCCUGGGCCCCUCUAUUCCAUGGUGAACGCCAGCCACCAAGCCCCAGGUCCCCCAACCUCCUUGCAGCGGCAGCAGAGCGACGGUGGCCCCCCACGGAGGGAACGCAGAGGUCCUGCACAGGUGCCUGCUCCCUUUUUCUCCUCUGCGGUGACCUCUCCCAGCCCCAAGGAGCGCCCCUCAGCCUUCCCCAAGGAGCGCCCCUCAGCCUUCCCUGGCCCCCCCAAGCCCCCUCUUCACUCCCUGGGUACUCCUCCCUUCCGGCCUGGUCCCCAGCCCCCUACCCGGAGGACCCCACGUGGUCCCACGCUGCUCCCCGAGAAGGGGGAAAACCUGUACUAUGAGAUCAGUGGAGGUGAGGGGCCUCCCUAUUCAGGCCUGUCUAGGCCUUGGGCUCCUUUCCACCAGGCCCCCGAGGGGCUCAAUGCUUCCUAUGGGAUUCGGGAACAGUCGCCAGCCCAGGGUCCCCCCGACUUCCUCUUCUGCUACCCCCCACCCCCCUCUCACCCAUACCCCCAGGCAGUGCAGCCCUUCCCCCAACAUGGCCGCCUCUGCUACCACCCCCAAGAAUCCCGGCGGCGCCCAGCCCAUUUGGAGCCUGUCUAUGUCAACUUGCCCCUAGGUGGGGGUGGGCCCUCCCCUACCUCCUCCUCUUGCUCUUCCUCCCCUCCUGCACACCCCCGAAGUCGCUCUGACCCUGGUCCCCCAGCCCCUCGACUCCCCCACAAGCAGCGCUCACCGUGGGGACCCCGGCCUCCUCGACCCUGGGGGCCUCCAGAUCCCCUGCUAUUGUACAGGACACCGACCCAGCCCUAUGGGAAAGGAGCAGGGGAGGGUCCUCAUGGGCUUCAAUAUGGAAAUGUGGGGGAUGGCCACGGAGAGGGGGCUGGCCCCCCACCUUCCUACCUGCCCCCCCCAAGCUGGUCCCUCCAUGCUAAGGGCCAGACUCAUAGCUACUGCUGAAGCUGGAGACCCUGUACCCUAAUUCCUUUUUGUAAAAUGUUGAAUGGGAAUCCUUGAGGCCCUAGCUGGCUGUGCCUGCUGCUGCUCAAGGUCCCGCUGACAGGACCCUUCCGCCACCCCCUUCCGUGAUCCAUUUUGUAAUUUGGCCCAGCUCCUCAAGUUUCUAACUUUGUGUGAUCUCAUAACCUUAACUGUAGUUUUCUCUGCAUUCCCCAUAAAACUUUUUACACCUCAACUGCCCUGGGGUUUCUUGCACUAAUUUGGGGGAGACUGAAGAGGAAAACACUUCUACCCCCAGCCCCCAGGAUGGCCCAGCAUGUCCUGCUCCCCUCCCCUCUUCUCAUUGCCUGGUAUGUGCAGGUAUGAAUGUGUGCCCAGAUGAAGGGCUUUAGGGUGUGUGUGUGUGUGUGUGUGUGUG
Dromiciops gliroides (monito del monte) is the source of this 4398-nucleotide messenger RNA. It is a transcript of the gene ARHGAP33, whose product is annotated as Rho GTPase activating protein 33. The record is from RefSeq and is a predicted model, not a curated record. NCBI's taxonomy places the organism in Eukaryota, Metazoa, Chordata, Mammalia, Microbiotheria, Microbiotheriidae. Gene Ontology annotation, biological process: small GTPase-mediated signal transduction. Gene Ontology annotation, molecular function: protein binding; GTPase activator activity; phosphatidylinositol binding. Bases 123 to 3980 code for a protein of 1285 amino acids. Gene Ontology annotation, cellular component: Golgi apparatus; actin cytoskeleton; cell cortex. The transcript has 23 exons.